Hydractinia symbiolongicarpus is the source of this 1625-nucleotide messenger RNA. Its product is annotated as melatonin receptor type 1B-like. Gene Ontology annotation, molecular function: G protein-coupled receptor activity. Gene Ontology annotation, biological process: G protein-coupled receptor signaling pathway. The coding region runs from base 248 to 1192 and encodes 314 amino acids. The record is from RefSeq and is a predicted model, not a curated record. The transcript has a single exon. Lineage: Eukaryota; Metazoa; Cnidaria; Hydrozoa; Anthoathecata; Hydractiniidae. Gene Ontology annotation, cellular component: membrane.
ACAUUAAAUAAUAAACUUAUUUGUGAAAAAUCAUUUUCCAAUGUAAAUAUUAAAAAAUGUGAAUAAAGACGAUCGCAAUGGUAUAGAGAAAAUGGGUACGAGCAGCUAAACUUAUUUUAUUAUGGGCAUGGCAGGAACAUAUAUGAUCAUAUAGCACAAUAACAACAACAGCAACAACAACAGCAACAACAACAACAAAAACAACAACAACAAUAACAACAACAACAACUGUAGGACCAUCAAAAAGAUGAAUUUAACAGACACCAGGCAGCACAACUGCAAUGUGUUACAAGCAGUGUAUUCGUUACCUGGAGUUGAUAAAAUAAUUCUAACAUUAGUCUACGCGCUAACAGGGCUUAUCAUAAUUGUCACAAAUAUCAUGGUUAUAUAUGGACUUGUCAAAACAAAACAGAUAAAGAAUCGAUCAAACAAACUGUUUAUCAUUCUCAGUAUAUCCGAUAUCGUAAUUGGUUGUUUAACAGUCCCAGCACAGAUAGCGAAACUGAUUAGUUUACAUUGUGUAUUGGUGCCAGCACUUCAAUUAUUUUCAAUGUUUCCCGCGCUUUUUUCGUAUUCACUAACUGUCCUGAUAGCUAUAGAUCGAUACAUCCUGGUCAAACACACCAGCGUUUAUCAGAAAUAUAUAACAAAAAAGAAAAUGAAUAUAGUCGUUCUGUUUAUUUUUCUUAGCAAUGUUGCAGCGUCUGUGUGGUAUGGUUUUGGUGUUGAGUUAACUCCCAAUGUUUUUCUUGGGGACAAAACCUACAUUUUAUUGUGUACAUAUGAAGUUCUCACUGUUAUAUUGACAUCUGUACUUUACAUAAAGUUAUUGUUCUUUGUGAAAAAGAAAGCUAAGACGAUCGAAAUUGCUCGCCACCCGAACAGCAACAAAAGCAAACGAAGCGACUCAAGAGCAACGAAAACUAUAGCCUACAUAUUUAUUAGCCUUAUUUGUUGUUAUUUUACGCACGCCUUCGCUUUGCUCUAUGUUAUCGCGAAUGUGGAUGAACAUUUCAACAAAAUCGUUUUACGGAAUAUCUUAGCGUGGUCAUUUUUAGCUGUGACGUCAAAUUCGGCAAUCAACGCCGUCAUUUUUCUUAUUCGCAAUCAGAAGAUUAAGGAACACUACGAAGUAAUAUUUAGGACGGUACAAAGUAGGAGACAGAUCGAUGUACCGGAAGCUAAUGUGUAGCAUCAUUUUUUUAGAAAGAAUGGAAAAGAAUGAGAAUUUUUUGUUGUUGUGCUGCACGUGCUCACUUUAAAAACAAUAGUUAUGUUUAGUGUGUGUGUGUGAGAGACAGUUUUUUUUACAAAUACGACAUAAAACGCAGGAUUAUCGUUUAAAAUCUCAUUUGGUCUAAGAUAAAUCAUCAGGAAAAACAUUAAAAAUAUUCUCAACAAUGCGUAUAAUUCAAUUUUUCUUUUCUAAUUUGAUUAAACAGAAAUAUGAGAUUUUCAAAACAUUCAACUACUUUUCUCAGCUUGAGAAAAGGAGUUGUAUAGUAUUGGUCUUGACAAUAAAAAUAUUUUUACGUUAAGGUCUUUUUAAAAAUGGGUGCAUUCAUUUAUUCAUAUCGUGCCUAAAUGUCUCCACAUUAAAAAAAAUCCUUAAAUAAUUAAUAAUA